Molecule: messenger RNA, 1197 nt
Organism: Planococcus citri (citrus mealybug)
Lineage: Eukaryota; Metazoa; Arthropoda; Insecta; Hemiptera; Pseudococcidae
Exons: 2
Coding region: 1-1197 (398 amino acids)
Source: RefSeq, a predicted model, not a curated record
AUGACAAAUAUAAGACAAUACAAUAGUGCUUUGUCAUUUGCAUCUUGUGGUGCUCAAAUUGAUACACUUUCUGGUACUGGGCCUUAUUGUUAUAGAAUUCAUGGACAAAUAUAUCAUAAAACUACUCAUUGUCAAACCUCAUCAACAUUCCCGCCAAAAUAUGCUCAAUUAUAUUUUCUCGAUAGUGAGGAAGCAUUAAAUGAACGUUUGAAAGUCAAUGCUAAUAAAGGAUGUGACAAGGAUUUAUUAAAAGAUUUGGAUUUAGCGAUACGGUCAGUUAAUCCAUAUGCAAAAAGCUAUAGAAUGUUGAAAACCUUGGAAAAUGAAGAAAUAAGUAGGCAGUCACAAAAUUCCACCACAGUAGCAACUGAAAAUAAUGUUUCCAUGAUGAUACGUCAAGAUAGAACUGUUGAUUGUAGGCGCUAUAAUUUACCUAAUUGUAGUGAAGUGGCUGUUAUAUUCAAAAACAAUGAUGGUGCUCCACCUUUUCAACGUGAUAUUCGCAUUUAUCCAAAAUCUGAGAAUAAUAAUGAGUUUAUAAAUAUCAAUAUUCUUAGCUGUAAUUUAGACCCCAUGUGUUAUACUCUAAUGUUUCCUUAUGGAGAACCUGGAUGGGAGCCUAAUAUGCUCAGUGUAAUUCAAAAUGAUGAUGAAAAAGAAAAGCACAUAACGAUGUUGCAAUAUAAAAAAUCUAAAUUAGCUAUAACUAGAAAACAACAAAAUCCUUUGCUAAACUAUGGAAAAUUACUUCAACAAUAUGUUGUUGAUUCUUAUGUGCAAGUUGAAGCCUACAGAUUGAAUUAUGUGAAAAAUCAUCAACAAGAUUUGAGAGUAGAAAGUUACACUGGUUUAAUGGAUUAUAUGAGAAAUAAAACAGAUGAAUAUGGUUGUGAUGUAGGAAAGCAAGUUAUUUUACCUAGCACUUUUGAAGGUUCCCCUAGAAAUAUGAGAGAAAAGUAUUUAGAUGCAAUGUCAAUUGUUGGUAGGUUUGGAUCCCCAGAUCUAUUCAUUACAUUCACUUGCAAUCCUAAAUGGCCAGAAAUAUCAGAUAAUUUAUUAUACUCACAAACUGCAAGUGAUAGACCUGAUUUAGUAUGCAGAGUAUUUUCAUUAAAAUAUAAAGAAUUGAUUUAUGAUAUUGUAGAAAAUAAAAUAUUUGGAGAAGUUCAACAAGCUAUGAAGACAUUCGUACUGUGA